This is a messenger RNA of Puntigrus tetrazona (Sumatra barb), 735 nucleotides long. RefSeq names its product chromobox protein homolog 2-like. The record is from RefSeq and is a predicted model, not a curated record. The transcript is spliced from 2 exons. The coding region runs from base 138 to 560 and encodes 140 amino acids. Lineage: Eukaryota; Metazoa; Chordata; Actinopteri; Cypriniformes; Cyprinidae.
CUUAAUGCCUGUGUGGAUACCCGUCAGCCACCAGCGCCAUCUACCUCACCGCCUCCGAUUUCAGCCGACGAGCCCAUGAUUACGGACACCUACCAUCUCACUCCCGCCGAACGCACCCGCCGACUUGCUGCCAACCUAUGUCUCUACUGUGGACACCCGAAUCACCGCCUCAACACCUGUCCUGUCCGGCCCCCGCGCCCAGCGACGCGGAACUACCCCCCCCACCUCCCGAGAUCGAACCCACCGAGAACGUCUACCGGGUCCAGGAAAUCCUCGGCUCUCGGCGACGGGGCAACCGCCUCCAGUACCUAGUGGACUGGGAGGGAUUCGGCCCUGAGGAGCGGUCGUGGGUAAGCCGCGAUGACAUCUUGGACCCGACGCUCCUCCAAGACUUCCACCAGGCCCAUCCAGAAUGCCCAGCUCCACGUCCCCGUGGCCGUCCCCGUCGCCGUUCGCGGGUGCCAGGAGGCACCCGUAGAGGGGGGGGUAGUGUCACAAACACACCCACCAGAUCACCGUCUCCCACGCCAAUCACCCGCUCAUCAUCUCCGGAAUUCUAGCCACCUGUUCACCACACCUGUUAGUAAUUAACUCACCUCCACAUAUACUCCAGAAACCCAGUCUUUCCUCGGCUGGGAUUGAUGUUACGUUCACCUGCUUCUGUCUGCACUCUCGAACUCGUUCUUCCUGUGACUACCCCUGCUGAUACGGACUACCCACAUUUGAGUAUUUGUU